This is a messenger RNA of Panonychus citri (citrus red mite), 4392 nucleotides long. RefSeq names its product probable phosphorylase b kinase regulatory subunit alpha. Bases 127 to 3708 code for a protein of 1193 amino acids. Lineage: Eukaryota; Metazoa; Arthropoda; Arachnida; Trombidiformes; Tetranychidae. Gene Ontology annotation, biological process: glycogen metabolic process. The record is from RefSeq and is a predicted model, not a curated record. The transcript is spliced from 11 exons. Gene Ontology annotation, cellular component: phosphorylase kinase complex. Gene Ontology annotation, molecular function: calmodulin binding.
GGUGGAGUUGUGGAUUUAUUUUGAUUUUGUUAGAGAAAAAAAAUUUUCUUUUCCAAAACCAAAAAGAUUUUGUUUUGUUGUUUCAUUUUGUUCCAUCUCUUUGAUAAAUUAAAUGUAUUUUUAAUCAUGCGAAGUCGUAGUAAUAGUGGCGUUCGACUUGAUUACUAUCAACGGGUAGUGUACAGAACAAUUUUGGACCGUCAAAAUCCAGUCACCGGUUUGUUACCAACAAGCACUGAUUCCGAUCAUGCUUGGGUUCGUGAUAACCUUUACUCGAUCCUCGCAGUUUGGGCUCUUAGUAUGGCCUACAAAAAGAACACUGAUUUAGAUGAGGAUCGUGCCAAAACUUAUGAAUUGGAACAAAGUUGUGUUAAAAUGAUGAGAGGUCUUCUGAUGGCUAUGGUUCGUCAAAAGGAAAAGGUUGAAAAAUUCAAGGAAACUCAAUCACCUCUUGAUGCUCUUCAUGCUAAAUAUUCAUCUUCUAACAUGCUAUCAGUUGUUGGUGAUACUGAAUGGGGACAUUUACAAAUUGAUGCGACAUCACUUUACCUUUUACUUUUAGCUCAAAUGACUGCAUCCGGAUUACAGAUUGUCUUUAAUUUGGAUGAAGUUGCUUUCAUUCAGAAUCUAGUUUUCUACAUUGAAUCAGCUUAUUGUAUACCUGAUUAUGGUAGUUGGGAGAGAGGUGAUAAAACUAAUCAUGGUCUUCCCGAGUUAAAUGCAAGCUCCAUUGGUAUGGCUAAAGCUGCUUUAGAAGCCAUGAAUGAGUUAGAUCUUUUCGGUGGUCGAGGUGGACCUUCAUCGGUUAUUCAUGUUCUCGCUGAUGAAGCUCAAAAAUGUCAAGCUGUUCUUCAAUCAAUGUUACCUCGAGAAUCAAAUUCUAAAGAGGUUGAUGCUGCUCUUUUAUCUAUUAUUGGUUUUCCCGCUUUUGCCAUUGAAGAUCCUGAUUUAAUUCAACUUACACGUAAGGUAAUAUUGGAUAAACUUCGAGGACGCUAUGGUUGUAAAAGAUUUCUUCGUGAUGGUUACAAAACAGCUAAAGAAGAUCCAUCUCGACUUUAUUAUGAACCUUGUGAGCUUAAAGUUUUCGAGCACAUUGAAUGUGAAUGGCCGUUAUUUUUUUGCUAUCUUAUACUUGAUGCUUGUUUCAGAGGUGAUAGAGAAAGGAGUUUAGAGUUUUCUGAUGCUCUGGAUAAAGUUCUAGUCAAAACUGAUGAUGGACUCAAAUUGGUUCCCGAAAUGUACACUGUUCCUGCCAAUCUAGUUGACGCUGAGUACAAGAAUCCUAAAAGUCAAGAUCGAAUACCGAUUGGACAAUGUCCGUUCAUGUGGGCACAAUCUCUUUACAUUUUGGGUAGAUUACUUCAAGAAGGUUUUAUCGCACCAGGAGAAAUGGAUCCAUUGAAUCGUAGAUUAGGAGCUGACAAAAAACCUGAUGUUGUUGUACAAGUUGUUAUUCUUGCUGAAGAUGCUAUCAUGAAGGAAAAACUUUCUGCUCAUGAUAUCAAUAUACAGACAGUUGCUGAAGUCUCUCCAAUCGAGGUUCAACCAGCUCGUGUUCUAAGUCAUCUCUAUGCGUACCUUGGUCGUAAUAAGAAACUCAAACUUUCUGGUCGACAAUCGCGCGAUGUUGGCAUUUUAAGUACUAGUAAACUUUACAGUCUUCAUGAUAGGAUUUUCGCUUUCAUCCCUCAGUUCGUGGAUGAGCAACGUUAUUAUAUUGCUUCAGAUAUCAAUCUACUUUUGGACAUUUUCAAGAACGAAAUUGCAUUCUUGAAAUCGAACUGGAAAAUGUUGGGACGACCUGUUAUCGUUAUUAGUUUAAGGUCAAAAGUUUUAGAAAACGGCAGAAUCCCUCCUUCGGUUUUGUCAACUAUUAAAAAGCUUAAAAGUGGUUAUAUCAAUGGUACAAGAGUUGUUUUUGGUCGAUUAGAUGAAUUUCUCAGCACUUCAUGUAUAACUAGUCUUAGCUUCUUGGGUAAUACAGAGGAAGGUGAUCCAGAUAAUUUAAGUUCGAGUGUAAAAGAAUAUCUGGAAAAAGAACUUCGAAAACCUUUUGUUCGAGCAACUCAUAAUCUUAAAUCUUCAAUUAAACGAAAACAAAGUGUAUUCCGUUCAAGAAAAUCAGGAAUCGCUGGAAUCAUCAAGCGAACUCGAUCAAUAAUAGUUGAUCAAUAUGAUCCAGAAUUAGCUAUUCUUCGAGCUGAAUAUGAUGGUAAACAUCCGGCUACCGAUGAAGUUGAUAAAAUCUCUUUAGGAUCAACACCAAGUCGAGAAAAUAGUGAAGAAAAAUCAUCUCCAGUCUCACCUGGUGUACCUGAGAUUGAAGAUGAAACUGUCAGCAAUUGGGCUUAUGUUCCUGGAAAUGAAUCUAGGAUUAAAGCGAUGACAGAAUUAAAUACUUCAGGAGAGGAUUUAAUCGCUUUUCUUAAAGAAACUGAAUCACUUGAAGAGCAAGGUGACAUAUUACAUUAUCUAGCUUAUAAUAAAGGUUUAAAUUGGGACACUAAACUUGGUAAUUCGACGAAUGUUGUCUCAGUUAAAGAAUUACUUAAAGAUCUUUAUGAGAAGGCCUGUCAAGAAAAAAAGUGGGCACUUGUCCGACAUAUCGCUGGUAUUUUAGGUAAACGUGUUGAAGAUUUAGCCAAAGCAGUGGCCGAUCUAUUGGUCCGACAGAAACAAGUGACCAUUGGGAUGCCACCACAUCAUGAGAAAACAAUAACACGUCCCUUACCCUCUAAAGAAAUUCGUGAGAUGAUCAACACCGCUCAUGGUGGUGAUCAAAGUACCGCCAUGUUAUCACAAGAACUUCUUGUCUAUUUAGCAAUGUACAUACGAACUGAGCCACAACUUUUCUGUGAAAUGUUACGACUUCGAGUUGGCCUAAUAAUCCAAGUAAGUGCCUCUGAGCUUGGCCGAGCUCUAAAGUGUUCCGGUGAGGAAGCAUCAGAACAUUUACUCAAUUUAAGUCCCUACGAGAUGAAAAUGUUAUUACAUCAUAUUCUUAGUGGUAAAGAAUUCUCAGUUAAAGGAGCUCGAAGUGGCCAUGUAUCGAUUGCAAAUGAAAAGCUAAGUCGUAAAAGCAACUUGGAUAACUUUAUCGGUAAAGAACCAAGUAUUACCGAUGAAGUGACCGAAACAGAGCGACAAGGCCAAUGGCUUCGUAGACGUCGGUUAGACGGAGCAUUGAAUAGAGUGCCUAAAGGUUUCUAUCCAAAUGUUUGGUCGCUUCUUGAGAAGUGCGAAGGAAUUUGUAUCCAGGAUAAAGUUCUUCCCUCGAAAUUGACUCGUGAAAUGACUCCAGGGGAAUUAAAGUUCGCGUUAAAUGUAGAGGAAGUUUUAAAUUCUAUCCCUCAACCAGAAUAUAGACAAUUAAUGGUUGAAGCUCUCAUGAUACUCACUUUAUUGGUUGAACUAAACGCCGUCGGAUAUUUGGGUGGUUAUAUUAAAGUCCAAGAAAUUGUUCAUCGAGCUCAUCAGUUAUUUUUAGAAGAUCAGAAAAAACAAAAUGGCGAUUCAACCCUUUGCUGUUCUCUACUUUCUGGUACAACUAAAUUAGUUAAUUGCUCUGCCACCGCCAAUAUAUGUCAAAACUUUUACGAUUCCGCUCCAAGCGGGUGUUACGGUACAAUGACCUAUCUCGUUCGAGCUGUUUCCUGUCUACUUGAUUGUUUACCUAAUCAAGAACUUGAUUGUACUUUAAGUUGAGUGAAAAAGUGAACAAUCAACUAAUCACCAUCGCCAUCAUCCUAACAUCAUCUUACUAAAUUGAAUUGUUCUAGACAAUUUAGUUUUUAACUAACAAUCGUUUUCUUUUUGCCAUAUAUACAUAAAAUUGAUUAAUUUCACUUAAUUUUCCUAUUUCCUUUUCCUCCUCUUUCAAUCUAAUCAGCUGUAAUUUAUAUAAUUAAUUAUCUUCUGUUAUUGUUAUAUUAAUAUUAUUAAGACUAAUCAACCAAUCAUGGAAACUUAAUGAUCGUAAUGAGAAACAAUCAAGGUAUAAUCAUCCUUUACCUUUCACAAAUCAAGGAUCUGAAAACAUCAACAAGUUAAUUGUUUUAAAACAAAUCAAUUUGACUGAUAAUUGUUAACCUAUUUUACAAUUUAAAUUUGACCCUCUCAUAUUUGUCCCUCUAGUUGAAUAAUAUUUAAAUUGAACAAUUAAGAUUAAUCAUCAGCAAUUAUAUUUUACGAGUAAGAGACUGAAAAAAUUACUUUCACUCUCCACAAUUGUGACUGUUGAAAUCAUUACAAUUUACAUGAUGAAAACAAUUAACUAAUCACUGAUCAUAUAAAUUUGUCAAAUUUAAAUUAAGAAAAAAAAACUUUGAUCAAUUACAUCAAAUGAUAAAUUGAUUAAAAUACAAAAUUAAAUUGAAUAACCUGAUGAAA